Haliotis rubra (blacklip abalone) is the source of this 2747-nucleotide messenger RNA. Its product is annotated as phosphatidylinositol 3,4,5-trisphosphate 3-phosphatase TPTE2-like. Gene Ontology annotation, cellular component: cytosol; membrane. Lineage: Eukaryota; Metazoa; Mollusca; Gastropoda; Lepetellida; Haliotidae. Gene Ontology annotation, biological process: protein dephosphorylation; monoatomic ion transport; transmembrane transport. The record is from RefSeq and is a predicted model, not a curated record. Gene Ontology annotation, molecular function: monoatomic ion channel activity; phosphatidylinositol-3,4,5-trisphosphate 3-phosphatase activity; protein tyrosine phosphatase activity.
ACCAUGACAAUCGACCUUCCCUCACUGAAUAGAUACACAGGUAGAUUUCAGUACUGACACUAGUGGAACUGUUCCUACAUAUGUGGCAGUGUAAUAGUGGGUGCAUCAGAUACUUGAAAUAACCAGUGUUGCUUCAAAGCAGAGAUGAUACAUAUUUUGUACACACAGACAUUUCAUUAGUCUGGACAGCGCUGUUUUUCAGUGAGUUCAGCUGGAUUCACAAAUCUCUGGAUUAUAGAAUCACAGAGUGCUGGCCAACACGGUGCUGUGAUGGUCAGCAUUAGAUGACCGCUGCCGGACAAUGAGGUUCUACGAAGUAGCCAUUAACAUCAGCUGUUGUCUGUCAAGAGUGAGACGGAAGGGAGCUCUCUAGCUAGACUGAGUGCAGUGCCGUUACGGAUUAAUAAUCAACAAAUGGUCAACAACUGGUCAACAACAGAGCUGUUAUAAACCAGUGAUGUCCGAGUUGGUGAAGCCUUGUCAUCCCCCAGAGGUACUGCUGGCCAGUCCGGAACGAGAUGAUGACCUUGACCUGGAGGAAACCAUGUACUAUUUUGACCACAAAGAUCAUAUCAUCAUGACGUCAUCAUACGAGCGUUUCAGCAACGAUGCUGAGAAUUCAGACAAACUCUCCGUCAACCUGGAAAAUGGGGAUCAGGAGAAGAAUCUGGAAGAUGCCCACAUACAGAUUCACAAGGCUGACCAGAGCAGUGGGGAGUUCAAGGUCUAUGACAUGAAAGAUCAACAACCAGACCAGUUUAUUGAGGACCCAGCUGGAAACCCCUUUGCUCCCAAGGGACCUCUGGAAUCGUUACAAUUCCAAGUGAAGAAAGUUGUGGAGCACAUAGCAUUCCGUGCCGUCACAGUUCUUCUGAUUAUACUAGACUUUAGCCUGGUUAUUGUAGAUCUGACAAGGGACACCUGUGCCAGCGUUGACAGUGGUCUGGAAAUAGUAUCUCAUAUAAUUAUCACGUUAUUUGUAAUAGAAGUUGCAGCCAGGAUCUUUUAUCAAGGGAAGGAGUUUUUCUACAAUGUAUGGGAUGUUCUUGAUAUGGUGAUUGUCGUCAUAUCGUUCCUCAUCGACAUGGUCUUCAUCGGGAUUGAGUCGGAACAGUCCUGCACGGAGUCAAACCACGUGGACUAUGCAAAACUUGUGGUGAUUGGUCGAGUCUUCCGAAUCAUUCGAAUUGUGAGGAUCAUCUAUUUCAUGGUCGUGCAACAUCGUCAGGUUACCAGGGCAACACGUCAUGUGGUCUCACAAAACAAGCGACGAUACCAGAAGGAUGGUUUUGACCUUGACCUUUGUUAUAUUACAGGUAAUAUUGCCAUUGAUGCCAGUCACCUACGGAAAGUGCAUAUGAUAGUAAUUAUAUUUCAUACCCAUCCAAAGGCAGUGGCCUUCUACAGAAAUCCCAUCAGGGAAGUUGCCAGGUUUUUCAACACCAAGCAUCCAGGGCAUUACAGAAUAUAUAAUUUAUGCAGUGAGCGAGAUUACGAUGAGACGUUAUUUUAUAAGAAUGUGCGGCGAGUUUUCAUCGACGAUCACAAUGUGCCUAAACUUGAGGACAUGUUGAAAUUUACUGAUGACGUCCGUGAAUGGAUGGCAUCUGAUGGCAGCAACAUUAUCGCAAUUCAUUGCAAGGGAGGAAAAGGUCGGACUGGGACGAUGAUUUGUACUUGGCUGAUUGAUUGUGGCUUGUUUGAAGAAGCGGAGGAGAGUCUCACCUACUUUGGUGAUCGUCGGACGGACCUGAGUGUUGGAAAGUCCUUCCAGGGUGUGGAGACUCCCAGCCAGAGUCGUUAUGUUGGGUACUAUGAGAAGAUAAAGAAUGACAACCGGCAACUACCUCCAAAGAAAUAUAUGAAAAUUACAUCCAUAAAAAUAGAAGGAAUCACAGGUGAUGACGGGCGGUGUGACUCUGUCCAUGGAGAUGUUUCGGCGGAUGACCUGCACAUCUUUGAAUGUGUCGUCGGUACAGGCGUAAACUGCCAGCUGAUGAAGUACACGGACAGCGACAGUAUCAUCAUCAAUCUGCAGAACAGCCCCCGACUGGAGGGCGACAUCAAGGUCAUGUUCCACUCCACAAAUGUGCGUCUUCCAAAGGGCUAUGACAAGUGCCCGUUCUAUUUCUGGUUCAACACGGCCUUCAUAGAAGAUCAUAAAUUACACAUGGCUCGAAGUGAAAUUGACAACCCUCACAAAAAGAAGGUCUACCAUGUAUUCAGGGAAAGCUUUGCCAUUGAAGUCAACUUUGAAGAUGUCAAUCCUGAUUUCCUAUGAGUUCAAUGACCGGUGUUCAUUAACUACACUUCGACUGAACAUCCAGACCAGAUGAACACAACACAAGUGAUGUUUGCCCCAUUUUCGACUGCCAAAGUGAGAUCUACACCAAUUGUGAAGACCCAAGUGAGAUGUCCGCUAUUUUCAAUGACCCAAUUGAGAUCUACACCAGUUUAAAAGAAACGCACAAGAUCUACACCGUUUUGGAUAGCCUCACUCUACACCAGUUUUGAAGAUCCAUGUGAGAUCUACACUAUUUUGGAUGGAAUCACCUGAGACCUACAUUUUGUUAACAGAUCCCAAGUGAAAUCUACACAAGUUCUUAUCCCAUGAGGGAAGAUUCCAUUUAUAUUUAUAUUUGUCCAAAUCUGACUGUUCAUUCAGAUUGGUAGAUUGUACAUCUCUCCAUGUCUCUCUCCGAAAACAUCAGCAGGCAGAGGAAAGAAUGUAUUAAAAGCACAAAUGC